This is a messenger RNA of Acomys russatus (golden spiny mouse), 724 nucleotides long. RefSeq names its product COPI coat complex subunit zeta 2 (gene Copz2). The coding region runs from base 27 to 650 and encodes 207 amino acids. The record is from RefSeq and is a predicted model, not a curated record. The transcript has 9 exons. Gene Ontology annotation, cellular component: COPI vesicle coat. NCBI's taxonomy places the organism in Eukaryota, Metazoa, Chordata, Mammalia, Rodentia, Muridae. Gene Ontology annotation, biological process: retrograde vesicle-mediated transport, Golgi to endoplasmic reticulum; intracellular protein transport; intra-Golgi vesicle-mediated transport.
CGCUGUCAGUGCUUGCAGCGAGCGGAAUGCAGCGGCCGGAGGCCUGGCCACGUCCGCACCCGGGGGAGGGGGCCUCGGCAGCCCAGGCAGGGGGUGCAGCGCCGCCCACCCGAGCCACCGAACUGCGGUUUCAGGAACCUUCUCUCUACACCAUCAAGGCUGUCUUCAUCCUAGAUAAUGAUGGGCGAAGGCUGCUGGCCAAGUAUUAUGAUGACACAUUUCCCUCCAUGAAGGAGCAGAUGGUUUUCGAGAAGAAUGUCUUCAACAAGACCAGCCGCACCGAAAGUGAGAUCGCAUUUUUGGGGGGCAUGACUAUCGUCUACAAGAGCAGCACCGACCUCUUCCUGUAUGUGGUGGGCUCAUCCUCUGAGAAUGAGCUGAUGCUCAUGUCGGUUCUUGCCUGCCUGUUUGACUCUCUGAGCCACAUCUUACGGAAGAACGUGGAGAAACGCUGGUUGCUGGAGAACAUGGACGGAGUCUUCUUGGUCCUGGAUGAAAUCGUAGAUGGCGGUGUGAUUCUGGAGAGUGACCCCCAGCAAGUGAUCCAGAAAGUGAAUUUUAGGACUGAGGACAGUGGCCUAACAGAACAGAGUGUGGCCCAGGUUCUUCAGUCAGCCAAAGAACAAAUUAAGUGGUCGUUACUGAAAUGAAGACCUUGGCAUCAAGGCUCCCGGCCCCCAGAGAACCUUUUUCCGGUCCCGGCAAAAGUCCUAAGACUGCAAGA